AGUAACCGCUGAAAUAAGGGGGCGAUCUUCAUCGGGUCUCUUAACACAGCAGUGUAAAGAGAAUCUAGCCAAUCGAUUCAGCCUGUAAACCGGCAGCUCUCGCUCCGCCUGGCUCAGUUUCAUUGCGACACACGUUAAGUCCGGGUUCAAGGGACAAACCUCGCUUCAGGAUGUCUCUCUCAAACUCACAGGCGUCGCCAUCCAUUCAGAUCUGCAGGAUCAUGCGUCCUGAUGAUGCCAACAUUGUUGGUAAUGUUCAUGGUGGUACGAUCCUGAAGAUGAUAGAGGAAGCCGGAUGCAUCAUUGGAACGCGCCACUGUAACACACAGAAAGGGGAUCGCUGUGUGGCUGCUUUGGCCCGGGUGGAGCGCACAGACUUUCUUUACCCGAUGUUCAUUGGUGAGGUCGCCCACGUGAGUGCUGAGAUCACCUACACAUCCAAACACUCGGUCGAGGUGCAAGUCACCGUUCUCUCAGAGAACAUAGUCACAGGAGCCAAAAAAGUGACGAACAAGGCGACACUUUGGUACGUGCCCCUCUCUCUACAAAAUGUGGACAAAACCAUUGAAGUUCCUCCGAUCGAGUACUCCAGACCAGAGCAGGAGGAUUUAGGUCAAAAGAGAUAUGAAGCUCAGAAAUUAGAGCGACUGGAGACAAAAGAGAGGAACGGUGAAGUCAUCACACAUGUGUCUCUGUCAGAGAGACACACAAAAGAGCCCUACACUGUUGGAUUUAGUCAGUCAAGUCUGAUUCAUCUGAUCGGCCCAUCAGAUUGCACCCUGCUUGGCUUUGUACACGGAGGUGUGACUAUGAAGCUGAUGGAUGAGGUGGCAGGGAUUGUUGCUGCACGUCACUGCAAGACAAACAUUGUGACGGCAUCUGUGGACGCCAUCAACUUCCAUCGCAAGAUUAAGAAAGGAUGUGUGAUCACCGUAUCAGGACGGAUGACUUUUACCAGUAAUAAAUCAAUGGAGAUCGAGGUUUUCGUUGACGCUGAUCCACUGGUUGAAGCAGAUAAAGGAAAAUAUCGCGCUGUCACAGCGUUCUUCACGUACAUCUCCCUGGACAAAGACAACAAACCCCUGCCUGUUCCACCACUGAAGUUAAACGAUGAGGAGGAGCAGAAGCGUUUUGAAGAAGGUAAAGCACGUUACCUGCAGAACAAGGCAAAGAGACUCGCAGAUAAGGAACGACAGCCGUGAUUCUCACCAGGAAACAAACACUGUAUUGUGAAGAAUAUUCUAGAAUCAUUGUACAAUAUAUUAUACUGUACUGUAUUAAGACUGUAUGUCUUCUCCUACAUGUAGCGCACUGUAUGGAAAGGAAAUCACAUAAAUAUCUCUUUUUUUGUUGUUGUUGUUGUUGUCUUACUGCAGUAUACCAAAGCACUUUGUGUGUGUAUCUGUAUGUCAAAUGAAACCAAACCGAAUGUUUAUGUAUUAUUUUACCUUAAACGAUUAAUGAAACUUAUUGUGCACAAAUAAAUGCAUAGGAUUUGAUGAUAAA
Paramisgurnus dabryanus is the source of this 1506-nucleotide messenger RNA. RefSeq names its product acyl-CoA thioesterase 7 (gene acot7). Gene Ontology annotation, molecular function: long-chain fatty acyl-CoA hydrolase activity. Gene Ontology annotation, biological process: fatty acid catabolic process; acyl-CoA metabolic process. The record is from RefSeq and is a predicted model, not a curated record. Lineage: Eukaryota; Metazoa; Chordata; Actinopteri; Cypriniformes; Cobitidae. Gene Ontology annotation, cellular component: cytoplasm; cytosol.